This is a messenger RNA of Bathycoccus prasinos, 2196 nucleotides long. RefSeq lists its product with no specific name. The record is from RefSeq and is a predicted model, not a curated record. NCBI's taxonomy places the organism in Eukaryota, Viridiplantae, Chlorophyta, Mamiellophyceae, Mamiellales, Bathycoccaceae. The transcript is spliced from 2 exons. The coding region runs from base 1 to 2196 and encodes 731 amino acids.
AUGGCCUCCUCUUUGAUUCCUCCUCCGGGUUCAAAGUCCACAGUCGACGAAAUCGUGCCUUUAAACAAGCAAGUCCAAAACGUCAAGUUUGUCUCCUUCACGCAAGAAAGGGACGACUACAGCGCGAACAAAGCGAGAAAAGGAACGAAAUUCUACCUCGUCGACGAAGAUUCUAUCCCACACUUGGCGAUAAUCGGCGACGAGCGCGAACAGAGAGAUGGACAUUACUCGUACAGAGUGAGCGAAGAAUUCGCGAAUCCCGAGCUCGGGAUACCGCCGUUGAAACAAGGGAAUUUAGUGGGCGUGAGGAAAUGGCUGAAAGAUAGAAUCACGCAAAGCGCGCAGCAAUAUAAGAAGAGGAUGAUGCUGAUGAAUAGUAAUGGCGGGAACGACGUUGGUAUGAAUGGUGAGAACGCGGGUGGAAAACCGACGAAAGAGACGAAGAUUGUUGCGUUGAGCGCCGCGCAGUUGACGAGGAAGAAGAAGCAAGACAUUCCGGAUGGCGCGAGUUUGAUCGACCACGACGCGUUUGUGAACGCGAGUUUACGGGCGAGAAAGUUAGAGGAGAAGGAGUUUAAGUGGGCGAGUACGAAGGAAAAUGCAUUCGCGUUUAUUCGAGGGACGGAGGUUUUUGAAGACUUGAAGGCGGAGACGAGGACGGUAAAAGUUGAAGAUUUAGAAGAUGAAAACGAUGAUGGGUACGAGAAUCAGGCGAACCACCAGGUGAGAGAGAACGCGCGAGCGUUAGUUGAAGAUGCCAUAGCGAAGAUUAUCAAACACAGCUCUUCGUCAAAAUUGAGCGUCGUCUCGGAGGUUAUCGAGGCGUUGAAAACGCUCAAAUCUUCUCGUUUACAUUUGAAGCGCAUCGCCAUGGACGAGUACGCGUUCGUCGACGCGUUGAAACGUUUACGCGAAGAUGGAAAAAACGCGAGGAGAUCGUCGCACAUAUCCACGGCCUCAAAACUUGCCAGCGAUUUGUUGAAACACAUCGCAGGGUCCAUCGUAGGAUCUGUCGGCGCUUUAAUUUCGAGUUACGACCGCGCGCCACCGCCGGCGCCGCCGAGAGUCAAGCCCGGGUAUUUAGUGCAACUCGUCGACGCGGCUGGAAACGUUAUUAGUCAAACCGAUGUUAAUGCACCGACGACAACGAGAGCAUUCGCAGCAAACGCUGCCACGACGAAUGUAACCAAUGCGACUGCUUUAGCGCAACACCAACACAGAACGGCGACGGGCGCGACGGCGGGAACAGCCGCGGCUAUCCCCACUCUCCCGCCAAUCAGUCCACCGAGUUUGCGUAACCGAGGAGCCGGUAGCGUGCAAAUCAAAGAAGAACCGCACGUUCAGCUUCCACCAUCUACCGCGACCAAGAAGAAGACCGCUGCUGCUGCUGUUGCUGCUUCGAGUAAGCACAAUAAAGGAACCGUGGGGCCGGGUGGUAAACGCAAAUUGAAAGACAUUCUCGCGAGUUCGCCUUCGAGUUACGACACGAACGCUUCUCAAUCGAGCAAGAAAAAGAAGCAACGACAAAUAUUUAGUCGUAACAACAGCUUCGAGCAACAAGGAGGCACAGGUACCACGGAAAUGAAUUGCGACACGGCCACCGACGACGACGCGGCAAACAACACGGGGACGACGGCUAAAUCGGCGGCGGCGGCGAAAUCGUUAUUAGGCAAAGGGCGCAAACGGUGUCACGUUUGUUCGACAGUCGUCGGUUCUCCCACGCGCGUUUGUCCACACUGCAAAACCGCGUUACCCAUGAAAGUAUCAGCCUCGACGAAAAAAGAGAAAGCAGCGUUAUUGGAGGGGAAAGAGAAGAACGCCGCGUUGGCGAAAGCCGCCGCGUUGAAUCACCAAAGCAACGGUGGUGGUAAAAAUAGCCCCGCCGCCGACAUCGGUGAAUCUAUGUUAGAAUUUCGACGGAUAUUUACGAAUUGCAAACCGUCCGUGUUGAAAGUUGGAGCGCAAAAAUUGAUAGCGGAAUUGAAAGAACGAUUAGACGAAAAUAGUGCGAUGUUUGCGUCGGAGUUGUCUCCCGGGAGCGCGAUGAACACAAAGUUCAUCUUAGAAGAAUUGAUGCAACCUUUACUGGAGAAAGUUGAAACGACGAAACUCUUCAACGGCGCCAACGAAAGGCCGAAAGGUAGAAGAGAACUUUUGGAAGCAUUGGACGCGUUCAUAGCGAGUUAUUACUCGUAA